AUGAAAAUGCCGGUUCUCGGCUGCACUUUCCUCACGCUGUCAGAUCGUGAGGAAAGUGCUGCCAAGAACUGGCAGUUGUCAGAGCAGGGAUCGGCACCGAUCAUCAGGGCACUGAUGAUCAGUGCCCUGAUGAUCGGUGCCCAGCAGUGCCACCCACCAGUUCCACCCACUUGUGCCCAGCAGUGCACCCAUCAGUGCCACCCACCUCUGCCCACCCACCUGUGCCCACCAGUGCCACCCACCUGUGCCCAUCAGUGCAGCCCAGCAGUGCUGCCAGUCAGUGCCCAGUGGUUGUGUCAGUCAGUGCCCAGCAGUUGCGCCAGCCAAUGCCUAACAGUGCCGCCAGUCAGUGCC
Staurois parvus is the source of this 354-nucleotide messenger RNA. The record is from the annotation of a GenBank genome assembly. Lineage: Eukaryota; Metazoa; Chordata; Amphibia; Anura; Ranidae.